Molecule: messenger RNA, 831 nt
Organism: Lolium rigidum
Lineage: Eukaryota; Viridiplantae; Streptophyta; Magnoliopsida; Poales; Poaceae
Product: noroxomaritidine/norcraugsodine reductase-like
Exons: 2
Coding region: 1-831 (276 amino acids)
Molecular function (GO): oxidoreductase activity
Source: RefSeq, a predicted model, not a curated record
AUGGCAGGCGUCAUAGCGGAUUCUUCAGAGGAGACGAUGAGCCUCCGGUGGAGCCUCGCCGGCAUGACGGCGCUCGUCACCGGAGGAACCAAAGGCAUUGGGCUUGCGAUCGUGGAGGAGCUGGCCGGUCUUGGCGCCAGGGUGCACACCUGCUCCCGCAGCGCCGCCGACCUGGACCAAUGCCGCCGGCGAUGGCAGAGCAAGGGCCUACAAACCCUGAUCACCACCUCCGUCUGCGACGUCUCCACGCGCCACGACAGGGAGACCCUCGUCGCCACGGUCCGCGACCUCUUCGGCGGCAAGCUCCACAUCCUCGUCAACAACGCCGGCCAGUCCCUCUACAAGCCGGCCGCCCGCACCACGCCGGAGGACUACGCCCACCUCAUGGCCACCAACCUCGACCCCUGCUUCCACCUCUCCCAGCUCGCGCACCCGCUGCUCCGCCAAGCCAGAGCGUCCUCCGUGGUUUACAUGUCCUCCGUCACGGGCUACAUCGCCUACCCGGCACUGUCAGUCUACUCCGUCACCAAGGGCGCCAUGCACCAGCUCGCCAGGAGCCUAGCCGCCGAGUGGGCGACGCACGGCAUCCGUGUCAACUGUGUCGCGCCAGGCGGCGUCGAAACCGACUUCUCCGCCACCACGCUUGCCGCUGACACAGCCAUGGCACGGAAGCUUGCCGACAUGGAGACAGCGCGGGUGCCCAUGCGACGCUUCUGCAAGCCCCACGAGGUCGCCACGGUCGUGGCAUUCCUCUGCAUGCCCGGCGCUGGGUACAUCACCGGCCAAGUCAUCUGCGUCGACGGCGGACGGACCAUAGCAGCCAAGAUAUGA